AAUUGACUGUCACUUCAAUUGUUUUUCUACAAGAAGACAAUUAAGGGUCAGAUAUGGCGGAUGAAACCGCCCGUAAUCUUCAGUAUGAGUACAAAGCGAACUCUAAUCUCGUCCUCCAAGCGGACACUCGUCUCAUCGAAAGGCGUCCCAAAGACGAGGCGACCGGUGAAGUGCUGUCCCUCACGGGUCGUACGGUUACGGCCAGAAUGGGUGACCGAUACCAACGCACUCGACCGCAGACCUCGAAGACCGAGGAGAGGGUGAAGAAGUCGAAGAAGAGUCGACAGAACGAGUCGUCGAAAUAUGAUUUGUCGAAAAUGAAGGGCCAGUCGUUGCUGUCGGAAGAGAUCGAGCAAACGGUGGGAAUCAUAUAUCGGCCAAAAACGCCCGAAACUCGACAGACCUAUGAAGUGAUUCUGGCGUUCAUAUCGGAGAUGAUCGGCGAUCAGCCGCGAGAUGUCAUGUGCGGCGCCGCCGACGAGAUCUUACAAGUGAUAAAAGGCGACAAAAUGAAGGAAAAGGAGAAGAAGAAAGAGUGCGAAUCACUGUUGGGAUCGUUGGCCGAAGAAAAGUACGCCAUUUUGGCUAAUCUGAGCCGAAAGAUCACCGACUUUGGUGUGGAGGAGCGGUCGAUGGCUCAGCACCAGACAGACGAGAGUUUGAGCGACACUUACGGAGUGAACGUUCAGUUCGAGGAGUCCGACGAAGAAGACGACGACGAGAUUGUGGGCGAAGUGCGCGAAGACGAUGACGACGAAGACGCGGACGGUGUGGACGCCGACAUCGAUUCGGCCAUUAAUGCCAAGAAUUUAGAGACAACUAAAGUGGAGACUCGACGCGACCGAAGAGCCAAAUCGAGUUCAGUAGCGGUUCAUCCGCGAGAAGUGGACGCCUUUUGGCUGCAGAGGAAUCUGAGCAAAGUGUACGACGAGGCGGAGGUCGCGCACACUAAGGCCGCCGACGUUCUCAAGAUUCUGAAGGUGUCGAGAGAUGAUCACGAGGUGGAGAACCAAUUGGUGUCACUCUUGGGCUUCGAUCAGUUCGACUUCAUUAAAGUGUUGCGACAAAACCGGUCGACAAUCCUUUACUGCACUCUUUUGGCUUCGGCUCAGAAACAGUCCGAAAAGGAUCGCCUCAAAGAGAAGAUGCAAUCGGAUCCAGAUUUGGCCAAAAUCUUGAGAGCGCUCGAGAGUACGGACACCAACGGAACCGAUAAGAGGCGCAAAGAUUUAGGAAAAUCGCAGUCCUAUAAUGACGGCGAAGACAUGGAUGAAGAUAUGGGCGCUAAGACGUCGAAGAAUAAGAUGCUCGACUUGGAUGACAUGGCCUUCACUCAGGGCUCACAUUUCAUGGCCAACAAGAGGUGUCAACUGCCGGACGGCUCGUUCCGUAAGCAACGCAAAGGUUGCGAAGUAAUACACGUUCCGGCGCUCAAACCCAAACCAUUUGAUGCAAAUGAGAAUUUGGUUCCGAUCGACAAACUGCCGAAAUACGCUCAGCCGGCGUUUGAAGGCUUCAAAACACUCAACAGAAUCCAGAGUCGCUUAUGUAAAGCCGCCAUUGAGACCGAUGAGAACCUACUGCUGUGCGCGCCCACCGGCGCCGGCAAAACAAACGUCGCUUUGCUUACGAUUAUGCGAGAGAUCGGCAAACAUAUUGAUCCCAACACCGGCCUAAUCAGCGCCGAUGAGUUCAAAAUCAUUUACGUGGCGCCCAUGCGUUCGCUCGUACAGGAAAUGGUGGGCAACUUCUCGAAGAGACUCCAGUCUUACAACAUUAAAGUGUCGGAAUUGACGGGCGAUCACCAGUUGACUCGCGAACAGAUUAACGACACGCAAGUGAUUGUCUGUACGCCCGAGAAGUGGGACGUAAUCACGCGAAAGGGCGGCGAACGGACGUACACUCAGAUCGUGAAACUGAUUAUUUUUGACGAAAUCCAUUUACUGCACGACGAGAGGGGACCGGUUCUCGAAUGUCUGGUCGCGCGUAUGAUCCGCAGCAUUGAGACCACUCAGGAGGACAUCCGUUUGGUGGGUCUGUCGGCGACGCUCCCCAACUACGAAGACGUGGCCACUUUCCUGCGCGUGGACGCCGCCAAAGGGCUCUUCUAUUUCGACAACAGCUUCCGUCCCGUCCCUCUCGAACAGCAAUACAUCGGCAUAACCGAGAAGAAGGCCCUCAAGAGGUAUCAGUUGAUGAACGAGAUUCUGUACGACGAGGUGCUGAAACAGGCGGGAAAGAAUCAACUCUUGAUUUUCGUCCACUCGCGCAAAGAGACGGGAAAGACGGCCAGAGCUGUGCGCGAUAUGUGUCUGGAAAAAGACACGUUAGGCAUGUUCUUGAAAGAAGGCGCCGCCUCUACCGAAGUGUUGCGCACAGAAGCGGAACAAGUGAAGAAUCUGGAGCUGAAGGAUCUGUUGCCGUACGGCUUUGCCAUACAUCACGCGGGUAUGACUCGUGUCGACCGAACACUGGUCGAGGAUCUGUUCGCCGACCGUCACAUCCAAGUGCUGGUGUCGACGGCCACACUGGCCUGGGGUGUCAAUCUACCCGCACAUACAGUCAUAAUCAAAGGCACUCAAGUGUAUAACCCGGACAAAGGCCGUUGGGCUGAGUUGGGAGCGCUGGACGUGCUUCAGAUGUUGGGUCGCGCGGGUCGACCACAGUAUGACACCAAAGGCGAAGGCAUUCUCAUAACACAGCACUCGGAACUACAAUACUAUUUGUCUUUAUUGAACCAACAGUUGCCCAUUGAGUCACAACUGGUGGGAAAACUGCCCGAUAUGUUGAACGCGGAGAUCGUAUUGGGAAACAUUCAGAACGUGAAGGACGCGACCACUUGGUUGGGUUACACCUACCUAUACGUGCGAAUGCUUCGCAACCCAACCCUCUACAGCAUAUCGCACGACGCGGUCAAAGAGGACCCGUUGCUGGAGACCCACCGAUCAAACCUGAUAUAUACGGCGGCUUCUGUUCUCGACAAAUCAAAUCUUAUAAAGUUUGACCGAAAGUCCGGUACAGUUCAAGUGACCGAAUUGGGACGCAUUGCCAGUCAUUACUACUGCACAAACGAGACAAUGUCCACAUAUAACCAGCUCUUGAAGCCCACACUCUCUGAGAUUGAAUUGUUUCGCGUGUUUUCGCUUUCGAGUGAAUUCAGAAAUAUAACGAUUAGAGAGGAAGAGAAGCUCGAACUCAUGAAACUCAUGGAAAGGGUUCCCAUUCCUAUCAAAGAGUCCAUUGAGGAGCCGUCGGCCAAAGUCAAUGUUCUCCUUCAGGCCUACAUCUCUCAACUCAAACUCGAGGGACUGGCGCUUAUGGCGGAUAUGGUUUAUGUGACACAAUCUGCUGCCAGACUUAUGCGCGCCAUUCAUGAGAUAGUUUUGCACAGCGGUUGGGCUCAGUUGGCCGACAAAACGCUGUCUCUCUGCAAAAUGAUUGAUAAAAGGAUGUGGCAAUCCAUGUCUCCGUUGAGACAAUUCAGACGCAUUCCCGAAGAAGUGGUGAAAAAGAUUGAGAAGAAGGGCUUCCCGUGGGAACGACUGUACGAUUUGGGUCCCAACGAAAUCGGAGAAUUGCUUCGAAUGCCUAAAUUAGGCAAAACUGUUCACAAAUACAUCCAUCAGUUCCCGAAACUGGAGCUCUCGGCACACAUACAGCCCAUCACUCGAUCCACACUAAAGGUUGAGCUGACAAUCAUUCCUGACUUUCAAUGGGAUGAGAAAUUUCACGGAAAUUCCGAAGCCUUUUGGAUCAUCAUUGAGGACGUGGACGGAGAGCUGAUCCUUCAUCACGAGUACUUCCUAUUGAAGCAGAAGUACUGUCAGGACGAACACAUCGUCAAGUUCUUCAUCCCUGUCUUCGAUCCGCUUCCGCCGCAAUACUUCAUCCGCAUUGUGUCCGACCGAUGGAUUGGCGCCGAAACUGUAUUUCCCGUUUCGUUCCGACACUUGAUUUUGCCCGAAAAAUAUCCGCCGCCGACAGAGCUUCUGGAUCUGCAGCCGCUUCCUGUCUCUGCGCUAAGGAAUGGCAGUUAUGAGGCGUUAUAUAAGGAAAAGUUUCCGUAUUUUAAUCCAAUCCAAACACAAGUAUUUAAUUCGCUGUACAAUACGGACGACAAUGUGUUUGUGGGCGCACCCAAUGGUAGCGGCAAAACUGUGUGCUCUGAGUUCGCCAUUCUUCGGCUCUUAACGAUCCAACAAAAUGAGUCCAAAUGUGUUUACGUGACUCCGAAGGAACAGUUGGCGGCCAUAGUGUACGCCGACUGGACUCAUAAGUUCGGAAUGUUGUUGAAUAAGAAAGUGGUUCUUCUGACGGGAGAGACGGCCACCGAUUUGAAACUUUUGGCCAAAGGAAACAUUAUUAUAUCGACGCCUGAGAAGUGGGACGUUAUCUCUCGCCGUUGGAAACAGAGGAAGAAUGUCCAAAACGUGAACCUAUAUAUUGUCGAUGACUUGCAAUUGAUUGGCGGCGAAGACGGACCCAUUCUUGAAGUGGUCUCAUCGCGAAUGCGUUAUAUAUCCUCACAAAUCGAUAAACCGAUUCGAAUCAUAGCGUUGUCGUCAUCGCUGGCCAACGCCAAAGAUAUCGCCCAAUGGUUGGGCUGUAAUCAGGGUUUGACUUUUAAUUUUCAUCCCAACGUCAGACCACUACCUCUUGAGCUACACAUCCGAGGCUUUAAUCAAACACAUAACGGCUCUCGACUCCAAUCGAUGUCCAAACCUGUGUACCAAUCAAUUCUCGCACAUUCGCCCACAAAUCCAGUGAUGGUAUUUGUGUCCUCUCGACGACAGACACGAAUCACAGCCAUUGAUAUACUGACGUACGCGGCGGCCGACGCUCAGCCCAAUCGGUUCCUGUACUGCACUGAAAAAGAUUUGGAGCCAUUCCUCAACCGUAUAGCCGACGCCACACUCAAAGAGACGCUCUCUAAUGGUGUGGCGUAUCUUCACGAAGGACUCAAUCAGAUCGACAGACGUAUUGUGGAACAGCUCUUUGAUUCGGGAGCCAUUCAAGUGGUGGUUGUGUCGCUAUCUCUGUGUUGGUCGCUAUCAAUAAACGCACAUUUAGUGAUAAUAAUGGACACCCAGUACUACAACGGAAAGAUUCACGCCUACGAAGACUACCCGAUCACAGACGUGAUCCAAAUGGUCGGUCGCGCCAAUCGACCGCUUCUCGAUGAGGACGGAAAGUGUGUCCUCUUCUGCCAGUCGUCCAAAAAGGACUUCUUCAAGAAGUUCCUGUACGAGCCGUUGCCGGUGGAGUCACAUCUGGAUCACUGCAUUCACGACCACUUCAACGCCGAAGUGGUGACCAAAACGAUUGAGAACAAACAGGACGCCGUCGACUACAUGACCUGGACUUUCCUCUACCGCCGUAUGACUCAAAACCCCAAUUAUUACAAUUUGUCGGGCGUUACGCACCGACACCUGUCCGACCAUUUGUCCGAAUUGGUUGAGUCCACUCUUAAUGAUUUGGUGACUUCCAAAUGCAUUGCCAUCGAGAACGAGAUGGACAUAACGCCACUCAAUCUCGGAAUGAUUGCCGCCUAUUAUUACAUCAAUUACUCGACAAUCGAAUUGUUUAGUAUGUCUUUGAACUCGAAGACAAAGAUUAGAGGUUUGAUUGAAAUCAUAAGCAGUGCCGCAGAGUAUGAGUCGAUUCCCAUCCGACAUAAAGAGGACAUUAUUUUGAAACAACUUUUGGCAAAAGUGCCGCAAAGGAUGGCUAAUAUCAAGUAUACCGAUCCGCACGUGAAGACCAAUCUUCUACUUCAGGCACAUCUCUCCCGAAUGUCUUUGUCGGCCGAACUCCAGUCGGACACCGAAGAGAUUCUGUCGAAAUCGAUUCGUCUGAUACAGGCGUGUGUGGAUGUGUUGAGCUCUAACGGCUGGUUGGGGCCGGCGAUGGCGGCCAUGGAAUUGGCACAAAUGGUCACUCAAGCGCUCUGGAAUAAGGACUCCUAUUUGAAACAAUUGCCUCAUUUUGGCUCAGAUUUAAUCAAGAGAUGUAAUGAGAAAGGAGUCGAAUCCGUGUUCGAUAUCAUGGAUUUGGACGACGAAGAGAGGGACCAACUGUUGCGCUUCGAUUCGGCCAAAAUGGCAGACGUGGCCAAGUUUUGCAACAGUUAUCCUAACAUUGAGCUCACCUACGAUAUUGUCGACAAGGACUCCAUCGAGAGCGGUUCUGCGGUCAAUGUUGUGGUGCAGUUGGAGCGCGAAGACGAGACAGUGGGUCCGGUGAUGGCGCCAUUCUUCGUGCACCGGCGAGAGGAGGGCUGGUGGGUAGUGAUCGGCGACCCCAACGCCAAUUCGCUCAUCUCUAUCAAGCGGUUGAGUAUUCAACAGAAGUCGAAAGUGAAGUUGGAUUUCACGGCUCCGACGCCGGGAGAGCACACAUACACUCUCUAUUUCAUGUCCGACGCGUAUAUGGGCUGCGAUCAGGAAUACAAGUUCAACAUUCGGGUCCAAAACGGCGCCUCCACUUCACGCAAGCGAAAGGCUGAUCACGACAGCGAUUGA
This is a messenger RNA of Medioppia subpectinata, 6521 nucleotides long. The record is from the annotation of a GenBank genome assembly. Lineage: Eukaryota; Metazoa; Arthropoda; Arachnida; Sarcoptiformes; Oppiidae.